UUAAGUUUGUCCUUUCGUGCGCUCCGUAGAUCUCCGACAUAUUGUUUGUGAGGAGCGAUUUCUUGAAGACCCUGAGGGAGCGAAGAUUAUUUCCUUUAGAUCAUCACAGGGCGUCAAAACUACUUAUCUUGUCAAGUCAGUAAGAUGGAGCCGUCAGCGAGUCCUGCGAAGGAUAACUACAGGAUGAACCGCUACAAGAACAAAGCGCUUAACUUGGAGGAGAUGCGCCGGAGACGAGAAGAGGAAGGCAUUCAGUUGAGGAAACAGAAACGAGAACAGCAGCUGUUUAAGAGGAGAAAUGUGGAGCUGCUGAACGAGGAAGGAGGGAUGUUUGACAGUCCGCUCAUGGACGCUUACGUCAGCUCCAGCACAGCACCAGAAGGAGUCAUAACGAGAGACAUGGUGGAAAUGCUCUUCUCAGACGAUCCUGAACUGUUGCUGGUUACCACUCAGAAAUUCCGAAAACUGCUGUCCAAAGAACCGAACCCGCCCAUCGACGAGGUCAUCAGCACUCCAGGAGUCGUAAACAGAUUCGUAGAGUUCCUUGAAAAAAGCACUGAUUGCACACUGCAGUUCGAAGCAGCAUGGGCACUGACCAACAUCGCCUCUGGAACGUCUCAACAGACGAAAUUUGUGAUCGAGGCAGGCGCCGUGCCGGUGUUCAUCCGGCUGCUCAACUCCGAGUUCGAGGACGUCCAAGAACAGGCGGUGUGGGCAUUAGGGAAUAUUGCAGGAGACAGCGCCAUGUGCAGAGACUUUGUACUGAACUGCAAUAUCCUUCCACCACUGUUAACGCUGCUGACCAAAUCAACUCGUCUCACGAUGACCAGGAACGCUGUGUGGGCGCUGUCCAACCUGUGCAGAGGCAAAAGUCCACCACCAGACUUUGAAAAGGUGUCUCAGUGCCUGCCCGUACUGUCCCGCCUGCUGUUCAGCAGCGACCCGGAUCUGCUGGCCGACGCUUGCUGGGCUCUGUCCUACCUCUCAGACGGACCCAACGAAAAGAUCCAGGCAGUGAUCGACUCGGGAGUCUGCAGGAGACUCGUAGAACUGCUCAUGCACUCCGAUUAUAAAGUGGCUUCUCCGGCUUUGAGAGCCGUCGGGAAUAUCGUCACUGGAGAUGAUAUCCAAACACAGGUGGUACUGAACUGCUCGGCUCUCCCAUGCCUCCUUCACCUGCUUAGUAGUGCAAAGGAAUCUAUUAGGAAGGAAGCCUGCUGGACCAUCUCAAACAUCACAGCAGGAAACCGAGCUCAGAUACAGACGGUCAUCGAUGCAAACAUCUUCCCCGUGCUGAUCGAAAUCCUCCAGAAAGCCGAGUUUCGCACCAGGAAAGAAGCGGCAUGGGCCAUAACUAACGCCACGUCAGGAGGCACGCCCGAGCAAAUCCGGUAUCUAGUGAAUCUGGGCUGCAUCAAGCCCUUGUGUGAUCUGUUGACGGUGAUGGACUCAAAGAUCGUGCAGGUCGCUCUGAACGGACUGGAGAAUAUUCUGAGACUGGGAGAGCAGGAAGCCAAGCAGAACUGCAGCGGCCUCAACCCUUACUGCAGCCUUAUAGAGGAGGCCUAUGGCCUGGACAAGAUCGAGUUCCUUCAGAGCCACGAGAACCAGGAGAUCUACCAGAAGGCCUUCGAUCUCAUCGAGCACUACUUCGGUGUUGAGGAGGAAGACCCCAGUUUGGCUCCGCAAGUGGACGAGAACGAGCAGCAGUACCUUUUCCCUCAGCAGGAGGCCCCCAUGGAGGGCUUCCAGCUCUAAUCCACCUCCCACACUCGGUUAGGCUCCGUACGACGCGUCCAGGUCCUUCCCGUGCCCGUAUCUGUACUGCAGGCUGUUAUCUCAUGUGCCCUCAGCACAGCCACACAAGCAGAUUAAUCUAGACCGCCCGAGAGGAAGCGCGCUGCUUGCUGUUGAACUUUACCACUGUUUUCACUCAUACGAGACUUCAGGAGCUGGGGUUUUAUUUCAUUUUAUUCUGUCUUAAUUUAAGUCAUGCCACUUAUAGAUUGGCUCUGGAUAUAAAUAUAUAUAUAAUUAAUCCCCCCCCCCCCUUUCCUAAAGCUAUCUUACUGGGCACACAUUCCCAACAGCAUCUCCUAACCCUGGUGUUUUCUCCUGCGUGGUUUAUCUUGGUUUUUAACCCCCACAUAUGCAGGCCUUUGAGAAAACCACGUACUUGAGAUGGUUUCAUCGACAUGGCUUUAUAUUAAGACUAAACUAGAUCAUCAUCAAAAGACACACUUUAAGUUACAGAGGCUUCCUUGUGCACUUUAGAUAGCACUCGUUUUCUUUUCUCUCUCUCUCUCUCUCUCUCUCUCUCUCUCUCUCUCCCUCCUUCUGUUUCUAAUCUUUAACGUCCUGGUUUGGAAAGUUAAAGAGUGAAAUUCCUCCUGCAGUGUUUAAAAACAAUAUCCAGGGUCUAGUGGUAUUUGAAAGGCAGAAUAAAUAGUCGUCUACUGUUUUGUGGUGUGCGGUGAUCUGAAUACUUUUUAGAUUUUGCGAAUCCCAAGCGAUUUAUUCCUUAAAGAAGAAGAGUGCAUAGGUUAGGACCAGGGUUUCAUAAGGCUUUAGCACAAAUCAUUAAGCGUUUGUGUGUGUGUGUGUGUGUGUGUGUUUGGGUUACGCACACCGCCGUUCUGCUUUCCCUUGAAUUUUGGGGUUUGAUUUUCUUUAGUUUUGUUUUGUUGUCGCUCUGUCACUGCAGCCUGGUGUAAGUAUGUGGUGCAGAGUUGCAUGGUUUUUAUUCUAUCACCACUUUCAGUUUUAUCCCUUGCCAUGGUUUUUCAAUCCUGUUGAACAUUUUCACAAUCGCAUUCUAUCUAACGCUCUCCUUGCUUGCUUUCUUUUCUUUUUUUGGGCCAUUAUCUUUAAAAGUGUUGGUUUAAUUAGUUAUUUAGACAGUUUGGCAAGGGAUAUUUAAAUUUGUUAACAAAAUAUACAUAGAUAUAUAUAUAUAUAUACACACACACACACACACACACAUCAAUAUGACAUAGCACACACACCUCUUGCACACAAAACAACACGAAGGAGAAAACGGCUUCUAGAUCUUUCUCCACAGCUUUUCUGAAUUCACUGCUCAUUUUCAUUCAUUUUAAAUAUUUAGACCAAAAGCCCUGUCGGGUUUCCACGGGGGAAAAAAAUAAAAAAUAAAUAAGGAAGAAGAUAAGAAGCACUUUUCUCCUCCGUGUACACUACACAGACUCGUGUAUGCGUGCAUUACUGAGCGAUGGAUAUCGAGAACGGCGAGCGAGACAGCGACUGACGGAUGUUCUGCGAAACGGCGGGAAGAGCUUUUUCUGAUAGCUUUCGUCCCUUAAGACAUUAGCGGUGAGACGUUCUAGUUGAUAUAGUUUACACGCGUGUGUUUGCUAUAAGUAUACAGACCUAUAUAACGUUUGUGUCGUCCACAUUUCGGUGUAAUGCAUGAUCGGCGUUCCGGGACGAAGUGCUAGCGGCCGGGACUAUUUUUUAUUUUUAUUUUUUUUCAGCUGAAUAUGAAUAAAAUGUGCCGUCAUUCACCAGAGGUUUUUUUUUUUUUUUUUACCUCUUUCUGAUUUAUAGAAAUUAACUGGAAAGUUAGGUAAAGAUAGAUUUUUGACCUCUCAUGCCAUUUUCUUUUCUGACGCUCUGGUGAACGACCGCACUCCAUAAAGGCAAAAAAAUCGAGGUUGAUGUCCGAGCAUGAGCACCAUUUCUGGCAGGAAAAGUGGAUUAUAAACGGAAGGAAACGAAAGCUUUUGAGCCGUAGUUAGUGUUGCGUGGUGAAAUCUUUGCUCGUGGUGUCUGUUCUCCUUUUAGUGGUUCGGCUCUACUCGUGCAGGGUUUUGUGGCAUUUUCUUGUGCGUAGUGCAUGAAAAUGUUAGCCGUUUCCCGUAGCUUGGCGUUUGUUUCAAAAUAAUAAUAAUAAAAAAAACCACAGUUUUUUAUACAAUAGUUUACAGCUUGACGUUUCUCUACUCAUCUUCACAACAACUAAAAGGAAAAAUCCACCCUGAAUGAAUUUGUUAUUGGAUUCUCAGUGCCAUCUAGUGAGUUUACACUUCUGUCUGGUUUCACUGGAUUUGUGGUGAUGGAGGAGCAGCAGGAGUUGAGUCUCUACGUGAUGCAGCGGCGCUUUCGUAUUUUAGUCUCUCAGUUCGCCAUCUCUACAUCAGAUCAGCUUCCUGAUGCCUUCAUGUCACCAUCGUCUCUUCGAUCGCGGACUAAGCUGAGCCGUAACUCUGCAUCAUGUCCUUACCUGCGUUGUGUCCACUGUUUGCUCUGUUAGAUUUCUCAUGUUUAAGGUCACUGGAAGAUAAUGAGCGAGCAAAUUCAGAGUAUAGAGAGCUCGGUACAUUUACUGGCUAAUUAUAGAUCAAAUUCGUUUGUGUAUCUCCUCCAAUGUUUAUUUUCUAUCUAUCUUGUUCAUUCAGUUACAUACAAAUCAGUUCAGUGUUUUGUUUUGUUUUUUUCCCCCCAGCUAUCCAUGACUCCUUGUGAGCUCAGCAAGAUCCAAACCCACAACAUCUCCCAGGAAUGAACCAAAUACCGUAUCCAGUAACUAACCUAACUAACUAACACCAGUAUCCCUUGAUCACUCAUCAGAUAUCUCCAUAGUGUUUCAGGGUGGACUUUUCCUUUCUAAACUCGUUCCUUUUUUGAGUCGUUUUUUAAUCAAACAGUGGUUUCAGCUGUUGCUUUGACAAACAGCACAAUUUAUCAACGGAGAUGAAGUAAGAUUUAUUCCCCCCCCACCCACCCAAAACGCCGAUCAAGCUCGGGGGGUAACGGCUGUAGCGUGGGGAGAAACUGGAGAUUAUCUUUCCACUUUUGCGCUUGGAGUUUCUUGUUUUAAGGGAGAAAAUAUAACGCUUGACCUGAUUACGUUGCACUUAAAAGGGAUCCUGUAGCUAGGUGUACACGUGUAGGUAAAGAGGAAAAAAGAUUGAAUCGUGUAUGUGACUUUACUCCGUCUGCAAAAGGAUGGGGGUGGGGCUAAGCAGUGGAUCGUGACAGAAAUAAACAAAUUGAUUUGCGACAGAAAAAAAAAACCAAUGCAAAAUGCACUCCUUUUCACUAAAGUGCCAAUCAGACCAACGAAGACUGGUGGCUGAUGAUGUAUAUCGAUUCGUCUGAUAAAAAUUUAUUAUUAUAAUUUUUUUGUUUUUUUCCUUUCUUCAUUUCUUUAUUUACUUGAAUGUGCACAUUAGUGCAGAUGUUGCUGCUCUUGUUCUUUUUCAUAUCUUUAUAGUGUUCACAUUUAAGAGGUUACAUUAUCUCGAGUAGGUUCUGUAGACAUGUGACCGUCUGCUGUUUGUACACCAAAUUGGUAAACAGAAGAAAAAAAAAAAAAUAGAAAUUUAAAUGCUAAUUUAAUUUAAAUUAUGCUGGACUAAUUUACAUUUUUAUUCAUCAUGGUUUGUUUAUCCCCCCCCCCCAUUUAUUUUUCACUUCAAUAUAAUAUUAAAAAAAAAAAUGAAGUACACUUUCGUACUGAGAUCCGAAUAUCAUAGGAGAUUUUUCUUUUCUUUUCUUUUUCUUUUCUUUUUAUUUCCUGCAGCGCUGUGUUGAUGCCGCUUGCAUUUCUACAGUUUCGAAAUCAAAUCCUGCAGCACAUGUGUAAGCAAUCAGGUCUUCUCAAUCGCUGGAAAAAAAGAAAAACCCCUUCAGAUUCGAACAGGUUUCAUUUUUCAGGGAAAGGAAAACGCAGGUGGAGCAAAAUCGCCUGCAGAAAUCGCUCCGAAAUCCGCCACAUGCAGGGAAUCUAGCAAGCUUCGGUUCAGGCUGAAGCACGUCCUUUUAGAGAGAUUAUCAGAUCAGGGCUUCAGAAAAAAAAUAAAUGCAAGUUGCAUUUCAAUCAGAAAAUUCUGCAGACCUGUUGUGGACACGUUGUUGUUGUUGUUUGUUGUUGUUGUUGGCACAAUUUCCUGAUGCUCUCCCUGAUUAAACACUGACUUCCAAGAAGUGCAAAAAUUGCUAAAGGCCACAUUAUGUACAGUCGAGGCUUUCUGGUCUUCCGUCCUAGAUCUUGUAGAUGAUUAUAUCUUCGAGACUUUUUGUCUCCUCCAAAUCCGAAGCCUAACGCUCGGCUCUAUCAUCAAGUAUAUAUAUAAAAAUAAUAAUAAUAAAAAAUAUAUAUAUAUAUAUAUAUAUAUAAAAAUAAAUAAAAAAAAAACAAUGAAAAGGCAAACUCGUAUGUUUACAAUGCUACAUGUUUAUUUCUAUUAAAUUGUCAAUCCAUUCAUCUUACCCUGGUGGAGUUUCGUGUCCUGGUCCUGCAAUUUCUUUCUUUUCUUUUCUUUUCUUUUCUUUUUUUUUUUUUUUUUUUUU
Messenger RNA from Hemibagrus wyckioides, 6312 nucleotides. RefSeq names its product karyopherin alpha 6 (importin alpha 7) (gene kpna6). Gene Ontology annotation, molecular function: protein binding; nuclear import signal receptor activity. NCBI's taxonomy places the organism in Eukaryota, Metazoa, Chordata, Actinopteri, Siluriformes, Bagridae. The transcript is spliced from 14 exons. Gene Ontology annotation, biological process: NLS-bearing protein import into nucleus. The record is from RefSeq and is a predicted model, not a curated record. The coding region runs from base 145 to 1758 and encodes 537 amino acids. Gene Ontology annotation, cellular component: nucleus; nucleoplasm; cytoplasm.